AUGGAUUGGCCUGAUAACUACAAAUUCUACAAAUUUACAACUGUAUUCUUAAUCGGUAUUGAACGCUAUUUGCAAGAAUGCUUAGAUAGCGAAAGAAAGCGUUCUAAUGAAGACGUGAAAGAAGGGGAAGCAAGCGCAAAUAAAGAAGAUGAAGACGAUGUUCCCCCUCGUAAAAGCUUUGCUGCUACUCUUUACUACGAUGAUGAUGACGUGGACGACUUACUCGAAUUUCUCGACACUGGUGAAUCAUCCGAGGCGCCACUAUCAACCGACGCAACGGAGAAUUACAUUGAAUCUGCAGCUGUGGUUAUGAUUCGGAACCGACGAUUUACACAUUUGCAUGAACAAAUAAAUCAAGGAAAAUUAGCUAUCAGUCCUGAUUUUUGUAGCCUGUUUGAUAAACUUCGUUUUAAUGAACAAGCUUUUCAGCCGGCCACAUCCGAAACAGUAAAACAAAACAAAAAGUGGCAAAAAACUUUACAGAUUGAAAAAGAAAAAGCAAGGAAUGCCAUUUUGAACGGUGGUGAAGAUACGCAAGGCAGCUCUCAAGCUGAUUCAGAUGUUGUCAUUGUUGUAACUGCCACUCAAAAUGAUGUAAUCACUGAUUCUCCUGCAGUUAUCGUAGCACCAGUGUCUGUUCCUACAAUACAAGGUGAUAUGGUGCAAGAGUUCGCGCUGAACGAAGAACAAAUCAGAGUUGGAACCGAACCGGCCGGUUAA
Messenger RNA from Didymodactylos carnosus, 720 nucleotides. The record is from the annotation of a GenBank genome assembly. Lineage: Eukaryota; Metazoa; Rotifera; Eurotatoria; Philodinida; Philodinidae.